Molecule: messenger RNA, 426 nt
Organism: Gryllus bimaculatus (two-spotted cricket)
Lineage: Eukaryota; Metazoa; Arthropoda; Insecta; Orthoptera; Gryllidae
Source: the annotation of a GenBank genome assembly
UCGCCGUUCGACCGCGGCGGGGCGCUGGCGCGGCGGUCGCCACCACCACCACCGCCCGCCGCGCCGCGGGCACCGCCGCCGCCGUGCCGCGCCGCCGUCUCGCCAGUGUGGCUCAGCGCGACGGCCGCAGCGCACGCGUUGGCAGCCGACUGCAGGCGCGAGAGUUCGGCGGGGCGGGCGCGAUCUCGCGACAGGAACUGUCGUCGUCGUCGUUUGACAGUUGGCUCGCGCGGGCGCGAGAGAGAGUGGGCGGGCGCGGGCGAAAGGGAUGAGUGGACUAGAGUGACCUUGAGAAACGGGGCUGUCUGGCUGCACCUGUCACGAUCAAGGACGGACGUCUCCGGUGGUGUUGAUGUUGGUUGCGGACAUGGAACCGGCCGCGCUACUGCUGUUCGCCGCUUCUCUCUUAGAUAUCUCUCCUUAAUA